AUGAAGACUACAUCUUGCGUUCUCUGCUCUUUGGUCGCGCUGGGCGCCCAUGCCGCGCCAAUUGUGCAAGUGCCACAAUUGGAAACCGUGACUGGAGCUGUCCGUCCGGUCCUGGACACUGUCUCCUCCGCGAAUGUUCCCGUUGUUGAAAAUGUCUCUGGUGUCCUCGGAAAGCGUCAGCUUGAUGCCGUUACAGGCCUAGUCAGCCCUCUCGUCGGCACAGUGUCAUCAGCCACUCGCCCCGUUACCGACACUCUCUCUGGCGCGCUAGGAAGACGUCAGCUCGAGGCUGUUGGUGGCGCGGUCAAGCCUGUUCUAAACACCGUUUCCGGUGCACUCGAAGGGGCCUCGCUCGACACUGUGACGGGCAACCCACUUGUUGGCACUGUUUCCGGUGUGCUCGAAAAGCGUCAGCUCGAGGCUGUCAAGGGCGCUGUCGAGCCUGUCGUGGAUACCAUCUCGAUCGUACUUGAACAGAACCCAAUCGAGUCCGUGACUGGCAACCCAGCUGUGGACCCAGUGGUAGAUUCCGUCUCUGGCUUGCUCGGAAAGCGUCAGCUUGAGGCUGUCAAUGGAGCUGUCAAGCCUGUCUUGGACACUGUUUCUGGAGCUCUCGAAGGCGCCUCACUCGAUGCUGUGACCGGCAACCCACUUGUUGGCUCUGUUUCCGGCGUGGUUGAAAAGCGCCAACUCGAUCAGGUCACCGAUUUGGUCGCUCCUCUUGCCGGCACAGUUGCCACAACUGCUGGACCUGUUGUCAAUGAGGCUGCUGCGCCUGUUCUGAGCACUGGUGGCCAGGUCGUCGGUACAGUGACUUCUGUCGUUCCUGGGAAACGCCAAGUGGAAGCUGUUAACGGACUCGUUGAUCCUGUCCUGGACACUGUCUCGUCGGCUGGCGGUCCAGUCUUCAAGGCUACUGGCCCUGUUCUUGACACCGUCUCUUCAGCUGGCGGCCCUGUCCUCGACACUGCUGGUUCCACUGUUGGUCAGCUUCCAGGAGUUCUUGGUGGACGCCUUCCUGCUGUGGGCGAGAUGCAUACCAUGGACGGCAAUGCAGGCGUUGCUAGCAAGCACUCCAUUGAUUCGAAUGACGUCGCAACUUCCGCAUCACUGUCAGCCUCCCCGUCCGAGCAAAGCACCACCUCAUCUGUUCCAACGAGUCCUGAAGGCCAGAAGGCUGCAACAUUCGGCCCUGUGUCGACUGAAGAGGGUGCAAUCGCCGCCCUGUCCGAGUUGGCAAAGCAAGCAUAA
Molecule: messenger RNA, 1251 nt
Organism: Cercospora beticola
Lineage: Eukaryota; Fungi; Ascomycota; Dothideomycetes; Mycosphaerellales; Mycosphaerellaceae
Source: RefSeq, a predicted model, not a curated record